Messenger RNA from Eurypyga helias (sunbittern), 1470 nucleotides. RefSeq names its product C-reactive protein-like. Gene Ontology annotation, molecular function: zinc ion binding; carbonate dehydratase activity. Bases 205 to 1470 code for a protein of 421 amino acids. The record is from RefSeq and is a predicted model, not a curated record. The transcript is spliced from 8 exons. Lineage: Eukaryota; Metazoa; Chordata; Aves; Eurypygiformes; Eurypygidae.
CUGGUGCAUCUGAGCUGCUCGCACCUAGUGCACUGGACAUACAAAGAAGGAGAGCUGGAUGAAGAGCACUGGGGAAAGCACUUUGCAGACUGUGCUGGCAGGCACCAAUCUCCCAUUGACAUCCAGAGGAAAAAAGCGAAGUACAACCUCCAGCUGCAGCUGGAGCUGAGCGGUUACGACGGGCCUUUGCAGGGGGAAUUCACAAUGACCAACAACGGUCACUCUGUUCAGAUUGAUUUGCCACCCACCAUGCACAUCUCCAGAGGGCUCCCAGGCCGCUACGCAGCCGUACAGAUGCAUCUGCACUGGGGUGGCCUGGACCUGGAGACCAGCGGCUCUGAGCACACCAUAGACGGGAUGAGAUACUUUGCAGAGCUGCACAUCGUCCACUAUAACUCUGCUAACUACUCCAGCUUUGAAGAAGCCAAAGACAAACCAAAUGGAUUGGCUGUGCUUGCCUUCCUGUAUACGGAUGGGCACUUUGAGAAUACCUACUACAGUGAAUUCAUUUCCAAACUGGCAAAAAUCAAGUUUGCAGGUCAAUCAACAAAGCUCACUUCUCUGGAUGUCCAAGCCAUGCUGCCAGAAAACCUCUCAUACUUCUACAGGUACCAGGGCUCGCUAACAACCCCUCCUUGCUCCGAGAGUGUCAUCUGGACCAUCUUUCACUCUCCAAUUGUUCUGUCACACACACAGAUCAGCCUCCUGGAGAACACCCUCCUGGACUGGCACAACAGGACGCUGCGCAACGACUACCGGCACGCUCAGCCCCUCAACGGGCGGGUGGUGGAGUCCUCCUUCAGAGCCAAACUCACCCAAGCAGGAAACGUAACAGCUGGCUUUUUGGUUAUUUCAGGCACUAAAUCCAGCACUUUUCCAGCUUUCUACUUCCCUGUGGAAAACAUCGAGAGUUUUGUGAAUGUUCAUCCCCUCCACGAUAUGUCUCUCCAAGCCUUCACCUUAUGUUUCUGGACAAAAGCCCAACAUGCCGGCAGCCAGACUGUCCUUUCCUACUCCACACAGGAGAGGGAUAACGAGCUAGUGAUGACUGUGGGCACAGAUGCGGGACUGUGGAUAGGAGGCCAUUUCAUCAGCUUCCCCCUGUACCACAAGGCACAAGACUGGCUGCACUACUGCAUGGCAUGGGCUUCCCAGUCUGGAAUGGCAAAUUUAUGGCUCAAUGGAGCAGCUGGUAAAGCAAAGAGUAUCCAGAAGGGGUAUGUGAGCCAGGCUGGAGGGACGCUUGUCCUUGGGAAAGACAGAGACACUCUUCUUGGGACUUUCUCCAAUGGUUUUGCGGGGUGGAUGACUCACGUGAACCUGUGGAGCCAAGUUCUCAGUCCUGCGGAUGUUCGGGCACUUGCACUGUGCAAGCCAGGGCAACUGAGGGGAGAUAUCAUAGCGUGGGGAGAAACCACCAUGACCCUCUUGGGUGGGGUGGUGCUGGAGCCUGACACCAGCUGCCAGUGA